CGACGUGCAGAAGGAUCGGUGGCCCUCGCUCGUUUCUUUUUAUUCUCGCAUUUAAUCUCUCUCCCACGUUCCUUAUUCUGGGCCCUGAUCAGCCUCUAUUAUAACUACCAUUACUCCUCGACUUUCAUUUAUUCCCAUUUCUCUUUAUUCUCUCUUUUUGUCUCUUACCCUUUUCUCUCUUUUACCAUAUUUCCCCUCUUUAUCUUUUCUUUGGGACUGUAUUGAUAGUCGGUGGCUGCUCCAACCCCAAACAGCAGUUCUCCUCCUGAAACCAUCGUCCAUAAUUUGGGUCUGACCAGAAUGGUCUAAAAAACUCACUAUCCUUUUUUCACUCUUUUUCCUGUUUCUUCCCUUUUCUUUUUCUGUCACCGAAUAUUCAGGAUACAUAUAUCCCAGUAUAUAUAUACAUAUAUUUCAAAUACAGAUGCAUUCUGCUCAUCCGUCUAUCUCGUUCCCCCCACGGGAAGACACUCACAACAACAACAACAACAACAACAACAACCACCACCACCACCACCACCACGACUCUGAUCCCAUUCAUGCUCGUUCCCGUUCUUCUGCGCACGUCUUUCCCAACAGUCCUAAGCGUCGCUCCGUCUUCAGUGGUCGUUCUCGCAGCAACACUACCACUACUUCCUCUACGACAACCUCUUCUUCCUCCCGCCGUUCUCCCGCUUCCUCUAUGACUUCCACCGAUCAAGCUCCGUCAUUCCCCUCCCACGAGUCCUCCUACCCCGCGGGACAGUUCCCUCCUCUCCGGACUGAAAGACAGGAUAGCAUCACCAAGUCGCUCUUCUCCCGGGGUAGUCGCAUUCUCCGUCGUCAGGGCAGCAAGUUCAAUAUCUCUGCCACAUUGGACGAGGUUGAUGAGGGUGAGCGUGAGAAGCCCCGGUUCGACGUCACUGAUAUCUUUGGGCGUCAUCGGUCCCGUCAGAGUGAUGCCAGGUCAGAUGACAACUUGAAGCGUCUGAUUUCGGAUCCCUUUGACUUCCACCACUUGACGCACACCAGUCCGUCGCAUGUCCAGGCUCUCCAACGAGCUCGGGAGAACGAGCUCGUCACUGAAUUCUCGGCCAUUCGUGCUUCACAAAAGCCCAUCAACAGUCUCAAGGGUAUUCGUGCAGAGGACCUUCACUUCCGCAACUUUUCGUCUGAAGAUUUGGCUCCCGGUGUGGCUACCUCGGGCGAUGAUGAGCAUGCCUUCGCUGUUUCCGAUGCCCCCGAUGCCCCCGAUGCCCCCGCAAGCCCUCCGGCUUCUCCUGGUGCUGCAUCGUCCGUCAGUCCCAAGGCCAAGCCGGCACAACGGGAAUCGCGCGUCUAUGAGAACUUCUCCCGUCCCGUCUCUCGCUACCCCAGAACGGGCUCCACCUCCAGCAUCACCAGCCCUCCCCGGCGACCUUCCCGUCAAUCGUCUGCGUCCCCGGAUCUGGUUGAGCCGGAAACUCGGGUCAUUGACGAUGUCUUGGGUAUGAACGCAACCCAGCAAGAUUACCAUGAGCUGGUGUACCCCCGAAAGCCAUCCUUGUCGCAGAUGAACUUGGCUGGUCUGUUUGAGUCGGAUGAUGAGAGCCGUCCUCGCGCGGGCUCUGUCGGCACUGAUGCGAGAAUCUCGUCAACCAACCUCGCGUUGGACCUGGAGGAUGUUCCCGAAGAGGAAGAGGCGACUACUCACUGGCAUGACAGCCCUGAGCAGGCAGAGAAGUCCGAUUCUCGCCGUUUGAGCCCCGCCCCAGCUGACAUGGGACCUUCGUCUUCCAACCUCUCGGUUCCCAAGUCGCACCCGUCCAUCUGCGUGGCUGAAGAGCUCUCCAAGAAGUUUUCUGAAGUGCUCGCAUCGCCCACUAUUCCUCAAUACCGUCUUUACCAGCAGCAGCAACCUCAAGAGAAAGCACAUCGAAAGUCUCAACAGGCUUCCCGUGGCAGUGUCUCGAAGCGUGAAUCGGUCAUUGACAUCAACAUCGACUCCUGGGAUGCUGACAUCGACUACUGCUAUGAACAUGCUGCUGAAUCAACAUCCGAUUUCGAUUGGACUCGCCGUUCGUUCGAUGAGCCUCAACACCCAGUGAUCGAGGAAGAACCCGACGAGGAGGAGCAGUCUUCCAAGCCACAGUCGACGCAUCUGAGCACGUCGUCUCUGGCCUGCCCGGAUCUGGACCCGAGUCCGUCUCGAUCGGUGCCCAGCACUCAGUUUGCCGUGACUCCAUCGACCACCACGUACGAGGGAGACUACUUCCAACAAGUUCCUGCAUCUUUCUUCGCUUCAACUAAGGGAAAGAACAUGAGCCAGGACACGCUGUAUGACGAGUACAAUGCGGAUGCCGCAUCGGACCGCCAUUUUUCCUUCUGCUCCCAGGGGGUAAUCAAAGCACCCAUGGACCACCAGGUCUCCCCGCGCAGCAGCUUCUCUCCCAUCAGCAACUGCAACUCCCAGGAGAGCCUGAUCCUCUCGCGCGCGGCGUCCAUCGCCCGCAAGCACCGCUCCUCCAUCUCGACCACCAGCGUCCCGGAGCUGAUCCACAGCCUGGCGAGCAGCCGCGAGACCAUGCCCGCCGAGUCUCCCUCGGUGCCCAGCCUGCCGGAGGCUCACCACCGCCAGACUAAGAGCCUUGAGACGAGCCAGGCUCUGUUUGGCAGCACUGCCAGCCUGGAUUCUGCGGACAUCUCGCCUGGCACUGUGUCGCACGACCGCGCCAAGUCGACCUCUGAUCUUAUCGAGGCGGCCAAGGCUGACGUGGUGCCUUCUCUUCCCCAAACAGGAACUGUCAAGAAUGCGGGUCGGAAGAAGAGUCGAACUUCGUCGUACUCUCUAUUUCCCACCAGCUAACUUGCAUUCUGAACAUUUUGCCUCUUUUUUUGUUUUUGUGUUUUAUAGACUUGGACGACUUUAUGAUCUUGGCCCAUUCCUUCACUUUUUCAUUGCUUUUAAUCUGUCAAUCGUUGUCUCAUUUGUUUUUAUAUCUUGACUUUGAGCUUGUUUGCGUCUGUUUGCUUUGUUUUAUAUAUUGUGCUUCUCUACAUUCCUUGCAUUGUGUCAUGCAUUUCUCAGCGAUUGGCGGUUUUGCAAAAACGGUUGGUUUGACUUGGUGUUUUCUUUGGUUAAAAAGGAUUGGAUUGGAUUGGGCUGGCAGCACAUAUUAGGAAAGGUGUGGGACAUACUGGGCUGGCCUACAUUCGUUGGUUUUCUCUUUUUGUUUGAUUGUACUCUUAUGUAUCUACAUAUUUCGGGUUUUCUUGUUAUCGGUGCACAUAGACUCGGUUACAAAAAUGAAAAGUCGCUUGCUACUUAUCC
Molecule: messenger RNA, 3289 nt
Organism: Aspergillus glaucus CBS 516.65
Lineage: Eukaryota; Fungi; Ascomycota; Eurotiomycetes; Eurotiales; Aspergillaceae
Exons: 1
Coding region: 425-2824 (799 amino acids)
Source: RefSeq, a predicted model, not a curated record